Molecule: messenger RNA, 2054 nt
Organism: Solanum verrucosum
Lineage: Eukaryota; Viridiplantae; Streptophyta; Magnoliopsida; Solanales; Solanaceae
Product: eukaryotic translation initiation factor 5-like
Exons: 2
Coding region: 498-1844 (448 amino acids)
Biological process (GO): translational initiation; formation of translation preinitiation complex; formation of cytoplasmic translation initiation complex
Cellular component (GO): cytosol
Molecular function (GO): GDP-dissociation inhibitor activity; eukaryotic initiation factor eIF2 binding; translation initiation factor activity
Source: RefSeq, a predicted model, not a curated record
AAAAUCAGGAAAUAGAAUUUGAAAUUUCUUAGAGGGUCGGAGAAGUAUCUGGAUUGGUUUUACUCUUCUCUUCAAUUCCUUCAAACCCUAUAUAUUAAGAAAUCUAUACGCCGCCUCAUCUAUUCACCUUUAUAUAUUUUAUUAACCCUAAAUCUUCCUUUACCAGUUCCUCCAUUUUCUUCAAUCAAUCGGUUGUGGGCAUCUUACCUGCGUGGGUUUCAAGUUGUAGUUUCUCAAGUUGAAGCUUCUUUUAUGUCCAAACAAGCCACUCUCUAUUUGGGAUCCGUUGGAUUGCUUGGAGAAUAUUGCCCAACGUCAAGAAAAAGGUGUCAUCAUAUUUCUGAUAGGGUUGACUGUAUGCAUCUUGACUUAUUUCAGGAAGGACACUUAGAGCUUAGUGGCUGCACCCAGACACAACUUUCUCUCAACAAAUUUUGGGCCAAAGGAACAUCUGGAAAUCCCUAACACUUUAUUUAGGAAUUUUCACUGAAUCAAAAAUGGCUUUGCAGAAUAUUGGAGCCGGCAACAGUGAUGAUGCCUUCUACAGGUAUAAGAUGCCCAGGAUGAUUACCAAGAUAGAGGGGCGUGGGAAUGGCAUCAAGACAAACGUGGUCAACAUGGUUGACAUUGCCAAAGCUCUAGCAAGGCCAGCAUCUUAUACCACAAAACAUUUUGGGUGUGAGCUUGGAGCUCAGUCGAAGUUUGAUGAAAAAACUGGGACUUCCCUUGUCAAUGGAGCUCAUGAUACUGCUAAGCUUGCUGGUCUUCUUGAGAUUUUCAUCAAGAAAUAUGUUCAGUGCUAUGGGUGUGGAAACCCUGAAACUGAAAUCCUUAUCACUAAAACUCAGAUGAUCCAAUUGAAGUGUGCUGCAUGUGGUUUUAUUUCUGAUGUAGACAUGAGAGACAAGCUGACAACCUUUAUUCUUAAAAACCCACCUGAGUCUAAGAAGGGUGCCAAAGACAAGAAAGCAAUGAGAAGAGCUGAAAAGGAGCGUCUAAAGGAAGGUGAAGCUGCUGAUGAAGAGCUGAAGAAGCUGAAGACAAAGAAAAAGGUUUCUUCCAAGGAAGCCAGUGCAAAACCUACCUUGAAAAAGAAAGCCAGUGGCUCUGACGAGGAUCAUGCAUCCCCACCCAAAAGGCAUGUGAAUGUCAGGGAAGAGGAGGAAGAAGAAGAUGAUGAUGUUCAAUGGCAAACUGAUACAUCAAUGGCAGCUGCGCAACAGCGCAUACAGGAACAGUUGAGUGCUGUGACAGCUGAAAUGGUUAUGCUCUCCACAAAUGAGACAGAAAAGAAGCCCAAGGCAGCUACUACUCAAGCGCAUCAAAGUACCAAGGUCAUUUCUGCACCAUCUGACAAUGAUCCCAAAGCUGAGAAUGGAGAGAGAACAUUUGAGACGCUUGUUGAGGAGGUCAAAGUACAUCUAAAGAUGGGUGUUACGGCCAGCCAGUUUCGAUCUUUCUUGGAUUCACUUUCUGGAUCUCCUCAGGACAUGGUUACUGCUGUCUACGAGGCACUCUUGGAUGGUGUGGAGAAAGCGUUCGCCAAGGAGCUUAUUAAGAAGAAAGGUUAUCUUCUUGCUGCUGUUGGUCAAGAGGAUGGGUCACAGCUGUGUUUGCUGAGAGCACUGGAGGAAUUCUGUGGGAAAUCUAACCCGGCAGCUGUGAAAGAAGUAGCACUCGUUUUGAAAGCUUUGUAUGAUGCGGAUGUAUUGGAGGAGGAAUUUAUAGUGCAGUGGUAUCAAGAGGGUGUUGUUGGGGUUAAAAAAGACUCGAAAAUUUGGAAGAAUGUUAAACCUUUCAUUGACUGGUUGCAGAGCGCCGAGUCCGAGUCCGAGGAAGACUGAUAUCACAACUGUCCUUCCUUAUUUAAACUUUUCUAUGCAGGCUUAUGUUCUUUCAUUAUUUAGGCAUGUUCUUAUGUGAUAAAGAGUCUAUUUACUAGUUCGGUAUUUCAUGUUUUCUUCUUUAUUUGUGGUUUUACUUGGGUCUGUCUUCUUUUAGAUGGUUUAUGUUGAAUAAGAAUUCUAUGGGAAUAAAAAAUCUAAGCUAUAUAU